AUGCCUUCCCGCCUCAAUGGCCCGGCCACGCCUCGAUUUGAGCUCCCCGCUCUUGACUUGAACUUUGGCAGCAUCACCGACGGAACCAACAUUCCACCUCCUCCCCUGGACUCCCCCAUUGUGCCAACGCCUCCCCAAACACCUCCGCAAACAAAGAGAGUCGACGAGGCCGUCAUCAACGGGGACGCGGUCGAAAAGACGAGCUCUCCCGAUUGCAACACUGCUGGUAAUAAGUGGCCCGCCGAUGAAGCACCUUCGAGUCCUGCCGGCUCAGCCCGCCAAGGCAGCCUCCGGAGACUACUUAGUAGGAACAUGCUAAAUGCCAGUUACCUAGAGGGCAACUCGACUUCGCUGGACAACGUUACCAGACCACCAAGCCGCAGUGCCCACAGCCUCACGGCGGGAUACAAGUCAAGGAGGAACAGCUGGUUCAACCUCUUCAAAAGCGGCGAAUCGAAGCGUUCGAGCAUCAUGUUUGACGACAGCAGCACUAUGCCCAAGAGGCGGGCUGGUCCACCACCUCCGACGAUCCCCGAGCUCAAGGGCAUUGAAACCAAGGAUGGGAGCCUCGGAAACGAUCUCUUCAAGAACAUCAAGUGA
Molecule: messenger RNA, 600 nt
Organism: Ustilaginoidea virens
Lineage: Eukaryota; Fungi; Ascomycota; Sordariomycetes; Hypocreales; Clavicipitaceae
Exons: 1
Coding region: 1-600 (199 amino acids)
Source: RefSeq, a predicted model, not a curated record